AUGGACUUUCCUCGACUUUCGCCACCUUCGAUUAGUAUACACGAUUUUAACAGCGGCCAUACAUCUACCGGGAGACCUCAAAAUACUAUGCCCGGGCAGUCAUUUCCUUCACAAGGCCCCCUACCGAUCCGAACAAACACAAUGACAAAUUUCGCCCCGCCACCAUUACCACCACCCUCACACAUCACCGACCUAGAAAACGGGUACGACGCGGGUUGGAUACAUGCCAAUUCCAGAUUACCGCCUGGGUCCAUGAAGCUUGCGCCCAUCAACCCUAACUCGAGUCUUUUUGGCGACCACCGUCGCCCAGAGUACGGUGUAUCUCGGAGUGAUCCGAUGGCGCUGGAUGAGUUAGAUGGCAGACAAGGUAGUUUACCCGCUGCAAGGAGUCCUGAAGCGCAUAUUAAGAUUGAGCCACCCCCUCCAGCCGAUGAAGGUUUCCGAAACUCAAUCGGUAACCCUGGGCCGUUUCUCAAAGGUGAACAGGACUUCUCCCGCAGAAGCGUCAAGGACUCAUCUCACGCCUACGACCAACAUCUCUUGUCCAAAAUCGGAAAGCCAGUCUCCCCGCGCCAAUCCUUGAGUAUGGGGACAGGAAACAGGGGUUCUUUAUCGACUCUACCAGUUCCCUCGAGGGGCCUCUCGAGCUUACCUUCUCCGGCUGGUUCCGAAGUCCAGUCUCUCGACGUACGGUUGUCUGGCAGUUCCCAAUCUGGCGGUAUAUCCCCGAGCACCAAGGUAGCAUGGAGGGACUACAUUAGCCGUCGAAGCCCGAGCGUCGAAAGCAACGCGCCUUCAUCUACCCUAGACUAUGAGCAUCAUUCGCCCUUCUCCCGUGGUAGCCGUCGUGGGGGCGGGACUACACCCCAGUAUGACGAUUUCUCCAGCCUUCCCAGCCGAUCAAAUCGAGGGAGCUACGACCAGAGCGUUGUUUCGGAUAUGGAAGGCGAGUUUUCUACAGAUGAAACGCUGCCGCCCCGAUUGUUCAGUGUCCGAGAAGCGACGCCGCCUUACUUAGAACCUUCUAGGUCUGGUAUGAAACGAAGAGCAUCGUCACCCCCUCGUGAGCCCGUAGGCAACGACAAACAUCAGCUUCACACGACAACCAGCAAUGGAGAUCUUUCUCAACGGAGAACCACAGGACAUCCAUUCACCAAUAACUUGUCGGUGAAUAGCUAUACUCACAGCUAUGGGAGUCUCUCAGCUGCGUCAUCCGUGAGCCACCGAACCACAGCAUCAUAUUCAUCGGCCGCUCCUUCAAUAGGCAGCAGUAUCACUACAGCAUCGACGUAUGACCGCUCGCCUACAGGCUUGUCGCCGAAGUCUGAUCUUGAUGCUUUUCACGAGAGGCCGCCGAUUAACCCCGGCUCAACCGCAGGAUUAUCCGCUCAGCUGGUUGCACAGACCAUGCAGGACCCUGCUUCUGUCGAGUCACCUAGUGGAAACGCUCCAAGGAAAAUGUCGUUCCAAACGAACCUGAAUGUGCCCAAGCCAACGGCAGCCAAGAUUGGCGGGCUGUACAUCUGUGACUGCUGCCCCAAGAAGCCUAAGAAGUUUGAUAGCCCUGAGGACCUUCGUGCACAUGCCAUGGAGAAACAAUACUCUUGUCUGUACUGCAACAACAGAUUCAAGAACAAGAACGAGGCCGAGCGCCAUCAGAACUCGCUGCACCUUCGGCGUCAUUCUUGGUCAUGUGCUGCGCUUCCAGGCUAUCAAGCGGCGUUUCAUCCAUCUCCAUCCUCAACGCAGUCAGGUUCGGGGGCAUCCCACGACAGCUGUGGGUACUGUGGUGAAGAAUUUCCGAAUUUCCCUCAACCGGAUUGGGACCAGCGCUUCGAACAUCUCACAGCGGUACAUAAAUUUGGAGAAUGCAACAACUCGAAAAAGUUCUUCCGUGCAGACCACUUUCGGCAACAUCUCAAACACAGCCAUGCAGGAACUAGUGGGAAAUGGACCAACAUACUGGAGAAUGCCUGCAUGAAGGAAGAAGCUCCGCCCGAACCCAUAAACCCACCAAACAAGAAACCCAAUGACGCUAUCCGGGACUGCUGA
This is a messenger RNA of Aspergillus puulaauensis, 2052 nucleotides long. RefSeq names its product putative C2H2 finger domain protein (gene znfA). The record is from RefSeq and is a predicted model, not a curated record. The transcript is spliced from 3 exons. The coding region runs from base 1 to 2052 and encodes 683 amino acids. Lineage: Eukaryota; Fungi; Ascomycota; Eurotiomycetes; Eurotiales; Aspergillaceae.